This is a messenger RNA of Melanaphis sacchari, 1586 nucleotides long. RefSeq lists its product as uncharacterized. Lineage: Eukaryota; Metazoa; Arthropoda; Insecta; Hemiptera; Aphididae. The record is from RefSeq and is a predicted model, not a curated record. Gene Ontology annotation, cellular component: chitin-based extracellular matrix. Gene Ontology annotation, molecular function: structural constituent of chitin-based larval cuticle. The coding region runs from base 89 to 1294 and encodes 401 amino acids. The transcript has 3 exons.
CCAUGAGUUUACAUAAAUAGGCUCGAGCAGAAGAAAGUAAAAACAAUAAUCUUUCUCUCACAGUUCUAAAGUGGUUCUAAAAUAUAAUAUGAAAACUAUGGAGCUUCUGAAAUAUACCUUGAUGAGUUUGUUCGUGACGUGUUUGUCAGUGGCGGCUGAUCCAUUAAAACAAAAACCACAGGCAUUGAAUUCUAUACCUGCUAAAAAUUUUCAACAGCAAGUAGCUAAUGAAUUAAAGCCAGAUUUUGUACCAAUAUACCUAUAUUCUAGAGAAAAUUCAGUGGACGGUGAUUAUAACUUCAAAUAUGAAACCGGAAAUGGAAUUUUUGCGGAAGAACGUGGUGUUAUGUUGAACAAAGGAACGGAAAACGAAGCAAAUUCGGUGGUUGGCUCGUACAAGUACGUCUCGCCCGAAGGCGUACCAAUAGAAGUUACGUACACGGCAGGAGUGGACGGGUUCCGAGCGUACGGUGCACAUCUGCCUGUAAGCCCACCAGCAGCGUCAAACCUGCCCAAAAGUUUUGCAUUCAAGAACGUCGCCCAGACGGCUCCCUUUGCCCGACCACAGUUCAAGACAGACAGUUCCGAUUCGUCGAGUUACGGUAGACAAGUGUUUUUGGAUGAUCAGCGUAAAACGCCGUUGGAGCCGGUCCAAGUGCAUCUGGAUCAGCCACAAGUGCCACCAACGGUCGAACAGGUUGGCGCGGGCCAAACAGCCAAUGACGUGGCGGAACAGUCGCAGAACGUGUUGUUCGUGGGUAGAGAUCCGACGGAAAAACCAGUGGAGACGAUCGUCCGCGCAACAGUAGCGACGGCCGACCAAUCGCAGAGUCCGUUGGCCGGUAAUGUCCAAGACUAUUACCAACAGCCCCGCGGUCAACCCGUUCCGGAACUGCAGUCGCGGCCUGCACCGCAGCCGUCCGUCGUACAGAGGUUCGAACCACCCAGAUUGGUUGCGCCGUCCGUCGUGCCCGUCUUGCAGACGGUGCCCCAGACCGUACAGACUCAGCCAAGAGUCGUGCCGGUGUUGCAAAGGCUGGUGCCCGGAGGAUAUCAGCAACAGCAGCAGCAGCAGCAGCAGCAGUUGCAGUUAAAUCAGUUUAACGCAAGACCGAUGGUACAGCAACCGCCUUUCAAUCAGCAGCAACCGCCUUUCAACCAGCAGCAACGUCCCGGACCUUUACGUCAGUUCAGCAUAGAGCCCCAGCAGAUGUGGUACAUGCCAAACAACCCACAAGGACGGUACUUUCAAAUGCCCCCUAUGCAGCGAACACUGGGACCGCCUAAGUACUAGUCGUCGUUAGCAAGUUCACCGGCACCUGGUCGAACUUCACUUAUUUUAAGAUCUUUUUGCAUUUUUUUGCGCAUCAACUUUCCGCGGACGAUCUACUAAUACAAUAAUAUAUAAUUAUUCUAUAAUAUAAUAUAUACGUAAAUUUAAUAUCGAUGAGUUGUGCAGUAUUGUGUGCAUAAUGAUUUAGACGAUGAAUGUUGUAUCAUGUAUUUAUUCGUGUGAAAAUAGAAAUUUAACAUAAAUCAAUAAAUUCGAUCACUUCACGCGUGAUCAAUGGGUACUUGAAUACUUA